CCUAACCUACCCUACCCUAUCUCCGACUCCACAAAAUCCCUAUUUCCCUCAUCGCCAAAUACUGCACAGUUGCUGCACAGCCGUCCUUCGCUCAUGGCCGAGGCCGCCGUGUCCGAUGAGCACCUAGCAGAUGCGCUCGGGGAAGUUACCAUCUUCACCGCCGGCGGCGAGCAAGUCAAGGUUAAGGAUCUAUGGGAUCAGCAGGAGGGCGUGGCUGUGGUUGCACUUUUGAGACACUUUGGGUGCUUCUGUAGUUGGGAGCUUGCCUUAGCGCUGAAAGAAGUGAAGGAGAAAUUGGAUUCGUGGGGAGUUAAGGUGGUUGCUGUUGGUGUUGGAACUCCUGAUAAGGCUAAGCUUCUUGCUCAUGGGCUACCUUUUCCGAUGGAUUCCCUCUACGCCGAUCCUGAUCGUAAGGCAUAUGAAGUUUUAGGAUUGCAUUAUGGUCUUCUCCGAACCUUAGCCAAUCCGGUGGAGCUGUCUGCCCGACUCGGAGCGCUGAAGAAAUCGACGAGCAAUUACACCCUCAAAGCCACCCCAAACAUGAGCAGUAUCUUACAGCAGGGAGGGAUGUUUGUGUUCAAAGGGAAGAAAGUAGUGUAUGCGAGGAAGGAUGAAAGAACAGGCGACCAUGCUCCUUUGGAUGACGUCAUCAAUGUCUGCUCGAAAGUUGCAGCUGCAUAAAGUGGUUAAGUUCGAUCGUCUUGACAUAUAAGGUCAAUGUCUGUAAAAAGUAUGUAUGUAUUUGUUGUCAUAAACCUCUAGAUUUUAAAAUAAAACAGGUUUACAGUGGAUGCAGUAUAGGGUUGAUUGUACAUGCGUUACUUGUUAUUUAGAGAGUGUUUGAAAAUAAUUUAUCGUGUA
Molecule: messenger RNA, 861 nt
Organism: Andrographis paniculata
Lineage: Eukaryota; Viridiplantae; Streptophyta; Magnoliopsida; Lamiales; Acanthaceae
Exons: 7
Coding region: 94-681 (195 amino acids)
Molecular function (GO): antioxidant activity
Source: RefSeq, a predicted model, not a curated record